ACAGCUCACAGCUGAUGCUUCUCCGAUGCUGUGUCAGUUCGAAGUGAUCGUUCCAGUGAGGUGCAAGUGCGCUGACAAGCAAGCUAAUAACCGGAAGAGAUGAGUUUCCCAGGAAGGAUUGCUGCGAUACUGGUUGCCUUGGUGACCACGUGCUACGGCGGUGGCCAACUGCGAUUCCCGUACGGUGACACCAACUUCAGUCUCAGCGUCUACAAGGCCGCCUUCAAUCCGGAGCGCAACAUCGUUGUCGCACCGUUCGUGUUGCGCAACAGCAUAGCGAUGCUGUACUCGAUUGCAACCGACACGACACAGGUACGGUUGCGGGAGGUUUUUGGACUGCCGACCAACUUUACCGAGUUUUUGACGAACCAGAAGGAGCUGCACUACAUGCUCGGCGGAGGUGGCGAUGGCUUCCGGAUGCGGAAUCGAAUUAUUCUGAACGGGCUCCGUGAGGUGGACGUGCACAUGAGGGACGUAAUGAAGGAGGAUCUGGACACGACGCUGGUGUAUUUCGAUUUCUCCCAACGGGAAGGAGUAGUGAGACGAGUGAAUCAUUUCCUGAACUUCAACACGAAUCGAAUCAUAAACGAGAUGGUGAACCUGGACGAUAUUCCGAAGCAUUUGCAAGUGGUUCAGCUGUGCUCGGCAUCGUUCAAGCCUCCGUUUGCGAGUGCCUUCGAUACGAAGGAUACAAUGCCGAGGGAUUUCCGGAGCGGAAUGAUAGAAAAGUUGUACACUACGAUGACGAUGUUCAAAAAGGGAGAUUUUAAAUUUUCCCGUAUUCCUGAGCUGGAGAUAGAGGUGCUUGAGUUGCCUUUUGUUAAGUCGAGUGACGCCGUCAUGUGGCUAAUGCUACCGGAUAGGGAGGCGUCGCUGGAGACGAUCAUGAAAGCUCUCGAGCCGGGUCACUUUGACGCGAUUCAGGCGCAUUUCCAGAUCAAAAGAGCGGAGAUUACCGUCCCACUGUUCCACAUAGAAUCGGAGUUCAACGCAACGGAAUUCUUGCGGCAGUCUAUGGGGCUGGAGGUGCUGUUCAAGCAGCGGGACUUGAGAAUCUUCGAAGAUGUUGAUUCUUCGCUGGACAGCGUCCUGCACCGAGCUGGGAUGCGGUUCUACGAGAAAACUGCCGACGCCGGUGGAGCGACCGUGGUGCGAGGUUUCAACAAGCGAAGUGCCAAACGGAGCUCCCCGUAUCAGUUCGUUGUGGCACGAUCGUAUCUGUUUGUGAUAGUGAAGAAAACGAAUAAACAAAUCCUGUUCAUGGGGCAUCUCUACAAGCCAGACGACCUGAUGGAAGUUUGAGUAGGAUGCGGUGUUACAAAAGUGGA
Ochlerotatus camptorhynchus is the source of this 1328-nucleotide messenger RNA. RefSeq names its product serine protease inhibitor 42Dd-like. Gene Ontology annotation, molecular function: serine-type endopeptidase inhibitor activity. The record is from RefSeq and is a predicted model, not a curated record. Lineage: Eukaryota; Metazoa; Arthropoda; Insecta; Diptera; Culicidae. The transcript is spliced from 2 exons. Bases 100 to 1302 code for a protein of 400 amino acids.